UCGUCGUCAGCAGUUGAUUGUGGCACAUAGAAGUGGCGAAGUCUACCUGCAUUGGAAGCAAUUGCAAAGUGGCUGGCACGUGUUCACGAUAAAUAAACUGUGCAGAUUAUCUGUUCGAGUAAGCACGUGUCAUGUGUAAUUCGAUUGCGAUUAUUUUGCCAAAGCCUAUCUCGAGAAAAACGACAGCUAUGGCAAUUGCUUAAAUUGCACUUGAAUGUGUGCAUAUGCGAUAUACUGUGGCAUUCAAGUACAAUUAUUUGCUCUAAUAAUAAACAUUAUAAAGUUUUUUGCUUCUCUUGAACAACAAAAACAAAUGCGUUUUCUACGUUGUAAUGUUUAAAUUAGAGUCAAGCAGGAGGCAUUUCAAUUGCCUUCGUAGACUGCCUAUUGAUUGCAAUGAAUAUUAUAAAAAAUCUAUUUAUUUUAAUGUCGAUGUUUGCCUCAUUUGCCGUAGGGCCAAGUGAAGUGCUCUUCCUCAUUCAAAGUGAAGAAGGUAAAUAUUAUCAUCAAGCAGGCCGAAAUCUUCGAGAAGAUCUAAUCAAGGAAAGCUUCAUUUUGCCGCCAGAGUACCGUAUCAAUGUACAUAUGAUUAACACAUUAUUUAGCAAUAAUAAUACCAACAACAACUAUAACCCUGGGGAAUGGGCUAUAUUAAAUGUUAUACAUCAACUUGUAAUGCAACAGAAAUAUCACCAACUAAUCAACGACAAUACCAGAUGGAUUGCAUUUUGUGCACAUAACACACACAUAAAGUUAAAUAAACUUAUGACUGAACUAAGUAAAGAAAAUCAUAAACAGAUUCAGUAUUUUGGAUACACUUUACACGAUCCAGAACCGACGAUAGUACAUCAUUUUGCUUUUUUCGAAAAUCCCGAUUGGUUUCCAUACCCUAUGCUGCAAGCUGGAGUAAUAUUUAGCAAAGCGUUAUUUGAAAGGAUAGCAAACGUAUUACCCUACCAUUAUCAACAUCGUCAUCUGUGCAACAGCAACAGCAAUCAACAGCAUUCAACACAUUCUGAAUUUAGUAUAGAUGCAGCACACGAGUUAGCUCGUUUCAUUUAUGAUAAUGUACAAAUAAUAGAAGAGACCGCCGCCAAGCAUGCAGUAACAAAGGUAUUGAAAAACGAUAACUUAAGCUUACCUGUCAAUGCAAAACAGACAUCAGCAGCAGCUUCAAGCGACACUAGCAAAAUUAUAGAAAAUGUUGUCAAAAAGAGAUAUUUAAUGAAAAUGCGAAAAAUCAUUAUGAAGAAAGCCGCAUACAUUUGCCCCAAAGCCAAAUGGAAUGGCAGUCUCGAUAACAACAAGUGCGCCAUGCACGCUCAGCCCUCCUACACAAUGCAAUGUAUUCCAAUAAAACGGGAAGAAGUUUAUUUUGCAGUAAAAACUUGUUCCAAAUACUACAAUGAUCGACUAGAAGUAAUACAAAACACUUGGGCGCAAUAUGCUAAGCAUAUUAAAUAUUUCAGUGAUGUCGCAGAUGUUAAAGUGCCCACCAUUGAUACGGGUGUACCUAAUGCUGACACAGGGCACUGCACCAAAACUUUAGCCAUUUUACAAUUAGCUUUGAAAGAUAUUGAGCAAAUUAAUCGACAAAAGCAACAAUAUUGGCCUGCCAAUCAACCGAACAUCAUCAGAUGGUUGUUUCUUGCAGAUGAUGACACUUUAUUAAGUGUGUCUGGUGUUUGCCAAAUACUUGGCUGCUUUAAUAGUUCGCAUCAAAUAUAUCUUGGCGAACGUUACGGUUAUCGUUUGCAUGCUCUUGACGGCUUCAAUUACAUAACGGGUGGCGGUGGUAUUGCAUUUAGCUUGCCAACUCUUCGACUCAUUAUAAAUCAUUGUAAGUGUCCAUCACCCUCGGCACCUGAUGAUAUGAUUUUGGGCUCUUGUUUACACUCACUUCAACUGAGAACUGUACACUCAAUGCGCUUUCAUCAAGCUCGACCUCAUGAUUACGCUCCAGAGCUGUUGCAAUUGGAAGCACCGAUAUCGUUUCAUAAAUUUUGGCAAUUAGAUCCCUUAGAAGUUUAUCAAAAAUGGUUUCUGACAGCUGAUCAAAAUAUGUUAACAGAAGAAAUUGCCUUCAAGUUAGAGAAAGGAGCUACAACGCUUUCAUUAAAAUCUCGAAGGAGUUUAAGUGAAACAAAAACACUAACAUUGAAUCAUAUGAAAGUGCCCGUUGUUGCAGCUGCGACUUUACAUCACAAUAACAAAAGGCACAUUGACCUCUAGAAAUUUUAAAUCAAAGCACAGUAUUUUAAU
Messenger RNA from Glossina fuscipes, 2262 nucleotides. Its product is annotated as beta-1,3-glucosyltransferase. The transcript is spliced from 9 exons. The record is from RefSeq and is a predicted model, not a curated record. Gene Ontology annotation, cellular component: membrane. Gene Ontology annotation, molecular function: acetylglucosaminyltransferase activity. Lineage: Eukaryota; Metazoa; Arthropoda; Insecta; Diptera; Glossinidae. The coding region runs from base 397 to 2232 and encodes 611 amino acids.